AUGGAAAAAAAAGCGCAUAUCUUAGUUAUGACAUUUAAUUUGGCAGCAUCAGAUGUACCACUUGAUGCAUUUUCAUUCCUUCCAAAGGGUUAUGAUAUGUAUAUUCUCGGUUUUCAAGAAGUUGGCCCAUUUAUUCCAUUAGCUUGUGAUGCCAAGCAAAAUGCACUUUCACAGAUAUUAGAAACGAAAUUUGAAAAGGAAUACUUUAUAAUGACCAAUAUGACAAUGCUUGGUCUCAAGUUAUUUAUUGCAGUAAAGAAAGAACAUGAAAAAUAUGUAUGGGCAAACAAUGAAUACUUCAUCCCUACCGGUGCUGAUGGUGCCUAUGGUAAUAAAGGUGCUGUAGCAGUAUCUAUAAAUUAUGAUCAAACGAAAAUUCUUUUUAUUUGUGCUCAUUUUGCAGCUCAUGAGAAAGCAAUCCUAGAUAGAAACAGAAAUUAUUCGGAUAUAAUGACAAAAAUCAUAUCAUACUCUGGUUGCGACCCAAGAGAAAUGCAUAAUUUUAUUUUCUUCUUUGGAGACUUAAAUUACCGUAUAGAUUUGUCAUACGAUGAUGCCAAAAGGCUAUCAAUGGCUGGUAUGUACCCGAAUUUGAUUUUAUAUGAUCAAUUACAAAGAGAAAGAACUUCAAUUCAUGUUUUUAGCGGAUUUAGCGAAGAAGAGAUCACAUUUCCACCAACAUAUAAGUUUGAUAAGGAUUCUAUGCUAUAUGAUACAUCAAAGAAGGAAAGAGUUCCAUCAUAUUGCGAUCGAAUCUUAUUCUUUGCAAAUAGUCGAAAAACUUUAACUGUUAACAGUUAUACGUCAUACAUGGAUGUUAUGUUUUCUGAUCAUCGACCAGUUGUAGCUGAUUUCACGUUUGAUCUUGUAGAUAAACUUGAAGUUCAGAAAUCAACUGAAAAAUCAAGUCGAGUAUGCAGAAUAUGA
Messenger RNA from Trichomonas vaginalis G3, 927 nucleotides. Its product is annotated as phosphatidylinositol-4,5-bisphosphate 5-phosphatase protein. Gene Ontology annotation, biological process: phosphatidylinositol dephosphorylation. Gene Ontology annotation, molecular function: phosphatase activity. NCBI's taxonomy places the organism in Eukaryota, Parabasalia, Trichomonadida, Trichomonadidae. The transcript has a single exon. Bases 1 to 927 code for a protein of 308 amino acids. The record is from RefSeq and is a predicted model, not a curated record.